Coniophora puteana RWD-64-598 SS2 is the source of this 2343-nucleotide messenger RNA. RefSeq lists its product as uncharacterized. Lineage: Eukaryota; Fungi; Basidiomycota; Agaricomycetes; Boletales; Coniophoraceae. Gene Ontology annotation, molecular function: zinc ion binding; DNA-binding transcription factor activity, RNA polymerase II-specific. The coding region runs from base 1 to 1566 and encodes 521 amino acids. The transcript is spliced from 5 exons. Gene Ontology annotation, biological process: regulation of DNA-templated transcription. The record is from RefSeq and is a predicted model, not a curated record.
AUGGACACGGCCUACGACGACCACUUCCCCUUCGCCACACACCCCGAUCCGUCUCCUACGCCCGGGAACGGUUCCUACGUCGACUCCGCUUUUUACCACCCACAGACCGGCGGCUACUACGAUCCUGCUGCCGUUCAAGCCACCGGAUGUCCACAGAGUCAGGUCCUCUACGAUCAAACACCGUACCUUUACUCCGACCUCGAGAGCGCCACACUCGUCCCUUGUCCAGAGACGAGCGACGGUCCCUGGGCCGACUACAGCCUCGUUCCCCACCCUGAGCCCCCACGGCCGUACCCACCCACCGAGCACUACGCUCCCUCUGGCCGAUCGUACACGUACCCUAUCACCGUUUCCUACACCCUCGCCCACGGUCUUGGCCAACCGCCGGCUAAGGCUCAAGCGACCGAAUAUGGUUUGAUAGUCAAGCACGAGUAUCAGGAACACUCCAUCAAGGCUGAAGAAAUGUGUACCUCCCCGGUAGGGAUGGACACGGACUCAUCGGAGAUGUGGCGCUGGCAUCAUCCUGGACAGCAGAUGGAUCAUUAUGCGUCUACCCCGAGAUUCACCUACUCUACGUCAGCCCCGGCAUCAGCAUCAGCGCCAGCGCCUGCUUACGGCACCUUCUCUCAGAGUGUCGACAGCGGUGCCUCGGAGCCCAAGAUGGCGCUCAUGGAUUCCCUACGUCCUCCGCCCGGCGUCGCCAUAUCGCACACUCAAUUCCAGUCGUACUCUCCCGCCCGCGAGGCUGCCCGAUCUCUCCCUCCCCUCGAGCAGCAAGGCUCUUUUUUUGGCGAACACCGCUCCCCAACCACGAGCGGUAAUAUUACGAGCCCUGCCCCGACACCAAGCGACGUGGGGAUGACACCGACGUGGGUCGCCCCCGAUCAGCCUCUGGUUGUCCCCAGCCAGGCGCAUCUGGCCCCGCGUCCGACGAUUCUUACGACAGCACUGGCGCCCUCUCCGUCUCCCAUCUCCGAGUCGCCCGAUACCCCAAGCUUGAUCGGUUCCCCAAUUUCGCCCAUGUCUCCAACGACGUCCGCAGGAGCAUCGUCAUCAUCCUCCCUUCCCCACUCGCACUCACACUCGCAUUCGCAUUCUCGCGUCCACCGCCGGCGGGCGUCGACUCCCAACACCCACGCCCAUGUCAAGCACCGCUCGCGGUCACGCUCGAACUCCCCCAAGGUGCGGCUGAGCCCGAACCCCUCCGCGCGCAAGCUCGCGGAAAAGAAGCCCGCACUCGCCUGCCUCUUCUGUCGAGGCCGCAAGAUCGCAUGCGGCCCGCCGCUGCCCGGUAGCAACGACAAGACGUGCAACCAAUGCGCACGACGUCACCUCAAGUGCGAGUACCCUGUCGAGUCCCGCCGCGGGAUGCGCAAGCGCAAGACGACGUUCUCGCCUCCCGCGCUCUCGUCUACGACUGCUACGACGGCGGCGUCCAGUACUGCCUCGGACCCGCAAAGGACUCAGCCGCAGCCACAGGUACUCGCUCCGACCCAGUCCGUCCUCGAUCUCGGGACGAGACCUGGCCACGGCGCCGAUAUGGACAUGGACCUUGGAUCCCCCUGAUGCUGGGAAGAGUCAGCCGUAACUGGGCGCUUCGAUGAUCGCUCAAUGCGCCGAACGCGUCCCUCGAACAUACUAGGAGCCUAUUCCGGUUCCCACGGGCGUGCAUCUGGCGCUUCACUUAUCCGCCGGCGCACGCUCUAAACGCAGGCACCGUGAGCGACGAACGACGGGCUCUUGAAGGUCGCUGCCGUCUCACUCCAUCCCGAUCAUCGCAUCUCUAUUCCGCUAUAUCGCUUUCGGUUCUCUCUCGCGUUCUUCGAUCUAUUCAGUUCGUCUUUAGUACCCUCUCUCACCUUCCAAACUAUCUCGGUCUCGGUCUCGCUCCUCGCUAUAUUGCUUUCGCAGUGCUGUGCGCUUUUCCCCCACUCAUAACUCACAUCUGUACACUCCACGUUCCCUUGUUCUUGCUCCUUAUCGGCCCUAUCCCAUCGCCUCACCUGACCGUCGCGCCCAGAUUCGUCGAUAUCGAUGUCGAUGUCGAGGGAGUGCUGACGCGACACGGCUCCGCGCUCGAGGGCUGAUCGCCGUCUUUCGUACAUAUACAUACCUUGGUUAUAUUUGUCUCCUUUGACUGUCGGGCUUGCUUGUUAUAGCUGUAGCGUUAGCACGGGUUGCCUUCCCCCUCUCGUCGUUUUCCUUUUUACGCGUGUUCCCAGUGCUUUUCGGGAUAUCAAAGCCGAGUUUUCUUUGUUUUUGGAACAUACUUAGCACCUCCGUAACAUACAGAUCAACAGUCAAUACCUACCUCAACAGGCACGAUACCUACUUAACACAACG